Molecule: messenger RNA, 2511 nt
Organism: Xiphias gladius (swordfish)
Lineage: Eukaryota; Metazoa; Chordata; Actinopteri; Istiophoriformes; Xiphiidae
Product: G-protein coupled receptor 26-like
Exons: 3
Coding region: 190-1200 (336 amino acids)
Biological process (GO): adenylate cyclase-activating G protein-coupled receptor signaling pathway
Cellular component (GO): membrane
Molecular function (GO): G protein-coupled receptor activity
Source: RefSeq, a predicted model, not a curated record
UGUCAUGCCGGGAUCCUCCUGAUCCUCCUCGCUGGCUCGCGCACAGAGACAAUGUAGUGGAGAGAAGAAGGGGGUCUCCACCGGUGGAGAGAUCUGGGGAUGCGUGGACACGGUUAUGGGUGAUUGACGCAGAACAAGAAUGGGUAUGUGCGCCAAAAGUGGGGAUAAGUGAGUUUCGGGGCCCACAGGAUGGACACUGCGGAGGUAAUUCUCUCUGUGUUGGUGGUUGUGAUUAUUAUAGUGUCGUUGCUGUCCAACGUCCUGGUGCUGAUCUGCUUUCUGUACAACCCGGAGAUCCGCAAGCAGGUCCCCGGUCUGUUCAACCUCAACCUCACCUUCUGCAACCUGUUGCUGACCGUGUCCAACAUGCCGCUCACUUUGGUGGGACUUGUCAGUAAGGCUCAGCCGGGAGGAGACGGCUUCUGCCAGAUCGUGGGCUUCCUGGAGACCUUCCUGUCCACCAACUCGAUGCUGAGCAUGGCAGCGCUGAGCAUCGACAGGUGGAUCGCGGUGGUGUUCCCGCUGAGGUAUCACUCCAAAAUGCGCCAUAAAGACGCGGCUUUUGUGCUCGGGUACACGUGGGCGCACUCCAUGUCCUUCUCCACGGUGGCCACCUGCCUCUCCUGGGUGGGAUACCACCGGAUUUACGCGUCCUGCACCCUGUCCAACCCCAGGGCGAGCGGUCGGACCCAGUUUGUUAUCUUCACCGUCUUUUUCCACUCCUUCACCUUUCUCUUGUCUUUUAUAGUGUUAUGUGUCACAUACCUCAAAGUGCUUAAGGUGGCAAGGUUUCACUGUAAGAGGAUCGACGUUAUUACAAUGCAAACUUUGGUGCUGCUGGUGGAUAUACACCCCAGUGUUCGCCAGCGUUGCCUGGAGGAGCAGAAGAGGCGACGACAGAGAGCGACGAGGAAGAUCAGCACCUUCAUUGGAACCUUCAUGCUCUGCUUCGCUCCCUAUGUGAUCACAAGGAUCGUGGAGUUGUUUCCAGCGGUGCCUAUCAAUCCUCACUGGGGAAUUGUCUCCAAGUGCUUAGCUUAUAGCAAGGCGGCCUGCGACCCCUUCGUGUACUCCCUGCUUCGACGUCAGUACAAGAAGACGUGCACUGACAUCAUCAACAGGCUGCUGAAGCGUAGCUCCAUGAACACGUCCGGGCGCGGACACGAGGGCCAAGGCAACAGCAUACCGACGGUAGAGUGACAGAGAGUGGAAUGAUGGGAUACGGUCUGAGGGUUGACCUGGCAACCGUUGGGGAAACAUGAAGCUGAUAAUUCGUCAAUGAAAGAGAGGACAAAUGUUGGUUGUUGCUGUCCACGUCUGCCUGAAUUUGGUGUGAUAUGCCAAGAAAAGAAAAAAAAAAGAAAAAAAAAGAGCUACGACAGACAAGGGCAAAUCCCCGCACAGGAAUACCACUGUGCUUGCAUACUGCGUGCCCAGAACAGCAGAUCAGUGCAGUGAACUUGCUGUGAGGACAUUCAACAAUGGCAGAUUUCACAUCCAUCUGGGGAGACAGAUGUGCUCACCCAAGAAGAACGGCCAGUUCAUAACCUCAUUAUUUUAACUAGAGUAGCUUUCACCCUGACAUAGAACAUAUUGAUUUUGCAGUAUAUGUUUGUUUUGACAUUGCUGUAGUAUCUGUUCAUAUUAUCUUUAAAAGAGAUGGGAAUGGCUGUAUGUCUGUUUUAGUCUGUGCAAAGUGUUUGCAAGUGACAAGUUAAUACGUUCAUACUGAAAAUUAGCCUAAUCGAAAAGAAAUGUAUGUUGUAUUCCCUAAUUGUAGGCUAUAAAAGAUGAAAACAUACAGGACAGCAGAUAUUGCCGCUGCACAGUCCGGCCCCGGUUUUUUCAGAAUUUAUCGGGUGAAACACACUACCAAUUAAAUUCAUUCUUAGGCUACUUUUAUUUUUUAGUACAUUGCGUUGCAGUAUAAAGGCAAAUGGAGGGAAAAAGCAAGAUUAUGUGUUUCAUGUGCAUAAACACAUUACCAUCGUUUGUGCUUUCAGUACACUUUUUGAAGGACUUACUGACAAGGCCAAGCAGAGUUUUAAUGGGAAACAUGGGGCUUCAAAAAAGGCUGCCUUUGCUGUCAUGACUGACGUGUGCCCCUCAGGUUGUUUAGUCAAGUGGAGCGUGACCGACUGUGCUUGCCGGGGUUGUUAUUGAGAGAGGAGUAAUCUACAGAGACUGCUUCAUGCUUUCUCACACUUUUGGGCAGGAAGGACAGGAAAGGGAAAUGUACAUGAUGUCUUUAUUUAACUUUAGCAAAGUGAUCACAUGAAUUCUAAUGACAUCCUGUGAUAUUCAAUAGCAAUGACAGCCGUCCGUGCAAGGAUACAAACAGUUUUUACAACAAAGCAGCUCUGGAAGCAGGAAUAAUCUUUUUGCUUAAGUCCGUGGUAGAGCUACAGAAAUAGUCUCUGCUUUCUGUUUCUACACAUCUAACACCCAUUGAAUGUGUACCUUCAAUAUUUCUGACAGGCCCUUGAAGGCAGCACCUAAUAAGUUUGGGAA